Molecule: messenger RNA, 1416 nt
Organism: Melampsora larici-populina 98AG31
Lineage: Eukaryota; Fungi; Basidiomycota; Pucciniomycetes; Pucciniales; Melampsoraceae
Exons: 3
Coding region: 1-1416 (471 amino acids)
Cellular component (GO): nucleus; cytoplasm
Molecular function (GO): zinc ion binding
Source: RefSeq, a predicted model, not a curated record
AUGUCUAUCACACCAGAAGAAGUUCCUAAACCUGAAAACCAUUUCGCACCGAUCGGAGAAACUGCUGAAGCUAUUCAAGCUCAUGAGGAUUCAGUUCAGGAUGACGAUGAUGGAAAUGGAAAUGAAGAACAUGUAGAAGGUGUAGAUUCAAUCGAAAGUCUUUGUAUGGACUGUGGCAAGAAUGGUAUGACUCGAAUGUUGUUAACGUCAAUUCCAUUUUUUCGAGAAGUGAUUAUCGUUUCCUUCAAAUGUCCACAUUGUCACAACUCGAAUAAUUCAAUUCAAUCAGCUGGUCAAAUCCAACCACGUGGAUCAACUUAUACAGUCAAACAACUUUGUUCAGCAGCAGAUUUAAAUCGUUCGAUUAUUAAAUCUGAACAUUGUGUUGUGAAACUACCAGAACUUGAACUUGAAAUACCAAAAGGAAAAGGAAAGAUGACAACAGUAGAAGGAUUGAUUAAGGAUUGUAUUGACGAUUUAAGUUUAAAUCAGCCGGUUCGUCAACACACUGAACCGAUCGUUUAUGAAAAGAUUGAAGCUUUACUCGAAAAAUUACAACGAAUCAUUGGUCCUGAUGCUGAACCUGUGACUGUUCAACUUGAAGAUCCUAGUGGGAAUAGUUUUAUUGAAGCUAUCGGAGGUUUAAGUGAUCCGAAAUGGUCGAAACGCGAGUUUAAUCGAACUGCUCAACAAAACAUGGAACUUGGCUUACUACCCGAUGCAGAUCAACCUUUACCUGAGACGACACUAACGGACGAUUAUGAGGUUGAGAAACCUGAAGAAGUUUACUCAUUCCCUUCCACCUGUACUUCAUGUGGGAAGACUCUUGAAACUUAUAUGAAACCUAUCUCGAUUCCUCAUUUCAAAGAAGUCAUCUUAAUGUCAACCAAUUGUCAUUCUUGUGGAUAUAAAGAUAACGAAAUCAAAUCAGGAGGUGCUAUCUCUCCUUUAGGCACUCGACUCACUUUAAAUGUUAAAGAUAAAGAAGAUUUAAGUCGUGAUAUUUUGAAGAGCGAGAGUGCAUCAUUAUCAUUACCAGAGAUUGAUUUACAUCUCAAUCCAGGUACAUUAGGUGGGAGGUUUACGACUCUUGAAGGAUUACUAAAUCAAGUUUAUGAAGAACUCGAUCAAAAGGUCUUUGCAAGAGGUGAUUCAGCUUCUGUCAACGUAACAGCUGACUCGUCUGCGCCCAAUGCGAAUAAGUCAAAUAUGGAAUCCUUUUUGGCUAAAUUGAAACAGGUUAUAGAUGCUGAACUGCCUUACACAGUCAUCAUUGAUGAUCCAUUAUCAAACUCGUAUAUCCAAAAUAUCUAUGCACCAGAUCCAGAUCCAGAAUUAACAAAGGUAGAAUAUACACGCACGGCAGAACAAGAUGAUGAAUUAGGAUUAAGUGACAUGAAGACUGAAGAUUAUUAA